UUGGUUGUUUCUUUUUUACGAUACCUAAUGUUUUCAAUUCUCUCAUCGUUCCAGCGCUUGUAUGAUAUCUGGCAUUUGUUUGACACCUGGAACAGCCUUUGGUAAUGUAAUCCUGUCUUUCUUCUACAAGCUGUAGUUAACAGAAGAAUCCAUGCACAUUGAUACAGCUUGCAUAUUGUUGCGCUGUCUCAUCCAAUCGCGUAAAUGUAUGCAAGCGCUGUCCCGAUCCCAGCGCUUCCCUCCACUUUCACCUUCACUUUCCCCCGCGUUACAAAGGAGAUUUCUAUGUCUUUCGAGUUUCGGAGUCUGUGCUGCUUCUGUUAGAACCCUGAUGCUCAUAACAAACAACUCGCUUCACACACUCGUUUUGCAGCUGCUCGAACAUUGUCUUUGCAUUCUUGUCACUUACUACACGGAUACUCUCCAAGUGUGAAUCGAACAGUCGAUCAUGUCUUUCUUCCACAACGCUUGGAAGGCUCUGGACGGCUUUGGACAAGAGGCCGGCAAACGCGUCGGCGGCGCCGCACACGAGACAUUCAAACAUCUCGACGCUUUCGGACAAGACGCGGGUAGAAAGAUUGGACCUGCUAUUGGAGAAGCUUGGAAGCACAUGGAUGCGUUCGGUCAAGAGGCUGGAAAGCAGGUCGGCGGCGCCGCACACCAGACGUUUAAGCAUCUCGAUGCCUUCGGUCAAGACGCAGGUAAAAAGAUCGGUCCUGCUCUGGAGGAGUCAUGGAAGCAUAUGGAUGCGUUUGGUCAAGAGGCUGGGAAACAUACCAGCCUCGUGGCAGCAAGGACUAAGCAAUGGGUCGAAAAGCAUCCAGGAGAGACUGCUGGCAUCGUCGCGUGUGUUGUGGCCGCUCCCAUCGGUAUCGGAGCCGCGUACGCUGUUUUGAAUAUGGUGGGCUUCACAGCUACGGGAGUUGCAGCUGGAUCAGCCGCUGCAGCAGCGCAAUCGGGGAUUGGUAGUGUCGCAGCUGGAAGCACUUUUGCGGUUCUGCAAAGUGCGGCAGCAGGAGGUGCUGGUGCUACACUCGUCAGUGGCGUCGCUGGAGGCACGGCCACCGGCAUUGCUGUUGCUGCCACGACUCCUGGAUUGAUCAAAGCUAUACAGGACGGCAAGAAGGAGGUCACGAUCGAUGAUGUCACGUACAAGAUCGAAGGCAAAGAGGAGGCGGAACCGUCACCACCAGCUCAGUAGAGUCUGACAGUGUGGUCGAGUAGACUGAGGAGGGUGUGAAGGCAUUGGGGCACUACAUAUCGCGUCAGAGUAACACGGCAUGCUUACGACUGGCGAGGCAUAGGGCAGAGAUACGGAGAAAGUUUACUAGUGUAGUGUCUUGCAUCUUCAGUACCUAGCACAAGCUAAAGGGAUCAGCUUCGGGCAGACUCAAUCCAGUAUUAGAAACGUGAACUUGUAUGCGAGCCGCGACGAGCGCAUUCCUGACAUCGUGCUCCGCGGGAUCUUCGACGGCUUCGCGUCGCUCCCGAGACAAGGCUGAGCCGUUGGUGGAGCGGUUCACCGCCGGGUGACAGGCGUAGCUGCACGGGUUCCGAACACAGGAUGGCGCCGAUGACGCCUGCAUCACAACCCGGUGAACCCAAAGCAACGACUAAUUCCAGAAGUCUGCCGUCGCACAGGUUCCUGGACUCGAGUAACUACCGCUGCACACUACCGG
Molecule: messenger RNA, 1679 nt
Organism: Alternaria alternata
Lineage: Eukaryota; Fungi; Ascomycota; Dothideomycetes; Pleosporales; Pleosporaceae
Exons: 1
Coding region: 449-1201 (250 amino acids)
Cellular component (GO): membrane
Source: RefSeq, a predicted model, not a curated record